UGCGAGAAGUCAUGCCACGCUAUUUUUCCCAGAUAACUUGUCGUUUGUUGCUAAUAUCUGCGCUUCUGUUUACCAGAGAAGCUGACGCUCUCCAGGUGAUUGGUGGAAGUGUGACAGCGGUUCAAGGAGGUACGGCUAUCUUACCGUGCCUUGUCACUGAUAUCAGUGAUGAGUUGACACAGAUUACCUGGCAGAGGAAGACUAGACAAAACCCUCAUAAUGACAAUUUUAUUACUAUCCAACCCAGAAAUGGACUACAGUUUGUCAAUGGACGUGAUGAUCGAUUUAAAUAUAUCGGGAAUUUUAACAACAAAAAUGGAACUCUCCAGUUAUCCAAUGUUACCCUGAAGGAUGAAGGCAGCUACACGUGCAUCUUCACCCUGUUUCCCAGUGGAAAUCAGAAGACUGAGAUACCUCUAAACUUGCUCGUGCCUCCUUUCACAAGCAUCAAGGACAAUCUUCCCACUUUGGGCACAGAAGAGGUUUUAUUUGCUACCUGCACGGCUGCUGGAUCGAAGCCUCCUGCAGAGGUGAGGUGGCUCACUGAUGGUUUGGGAGAAAAAGUGAGGACGACAACAAACUCGACACAGUAUGACAACGGCACGACUACCACAGUCAGCUCUCUGUUUGGCGUUCCUACGAAAAAGAUUAACGGUCACCAGGUCCAGUGUGUCAUCAGUGUUGACUCCCUGACUAAAGAAGAAACCCUGCCCUUCACCAUACAGAUCUACUUUUCUCCUACAGAAGUGAAAAUUUCAGCAAUUUCAGGGGAUUCAUUUGAGUGUGUGACAGAAGCCAACCCAAAUGCAAAAUUCACCUGGAUCAGAUCUGGCCAGUCUUUGCUGGAGUCUGCUGUCAAAGUAGAGGGUGCAAACCUACAACUGCUCAGCCUGACGUCUGAUCUAAAUGGACUCUAUCAGUGUGAAGCAUCUAAUGCAUAUGGAAGUAAACACGGUCAGCUCUAUGUGCAUGUGGCAUCAGGAACAUGCCGUGUUGCCUGGGCAUUAUUUCUUGUUUUGCUUUCCCUGAAUGUUGGGGCUGCAGCAUGGUACUUUUAUAAAUCUGGACAUUUUAAAAGCUGUGGGAGCAAAUAAUGGACAACAUCUGGACCGAUACCUCCACCAACGUGUCAUUCCACAGUCAACUGGUAAACAACCAGAUGAAUAGAUGGAGGUACUUGGUAACCUUUCCUACCCUCGAAUCCCUUUUAUUUUGUGAUUCAGGUUUAUAAAUGUUUUUGUCUUACUUUAAAAUUGCAGUAAUUGCAUAAAUACACGCAAAACAUUGGUAACUGACUCCCACUCUCCUUGCAUGUCACUGCCACAGCAUUUUGGAUGUGGCUUUUACUGCCUGUUCCUGUUGUCAUAAACAACUUAAACAGUAUUUGGGAUCCACACUGUUUCCACCAACAGUUUAAAGUGCUUUCAUCUGCAGCUGACUGUUGAUAGCAGUUGUAUUAAUGUGGUUACAGCUGUUUUUGUUUUUCCCCAUCUGCUUAUUAUUACUACCCUUCAUGAAGGGUAACAAUGUUAAUUGUACAUUUUUAGGUUUAAAAUGUACAGUACCAGCACAAGUUUAGACACACAGCCCGUUCAUAUUAAACAACAGAUGUAUCAGCAGUACACCACAAAGCCCACGCAGACAGUGGGUUCAAAACAGCUUUCAGACAGUACAAACACUCACACCAGACAACUCCUUGAAUGCAGUAAUCUGUCUGUCUGAUGUAUAAUUACUACUGAGCAGCCAAAGCUGAGGGUGCAAACACUUGCUCUGUAAUUUCAACCAGUAUCAUUAGUAUAUCAUUUUAUAACUAUGCAGCCCUGCCUUUGUCCUUUUUAUAAAAAGAAAAAUGAAUCUCAAUCACUUAUCAGGGACUUUUUUUUUACAGAUAAAAGAUCCUCCUUUUUGCCAGAUUUAUUAUUUUAGUUGUUUGUUUGUUUUUUAAAUUAAAAUCGAAGAUCUUCAUCCUGCUUAAAUUUUUUCAUUUAACUGUCUAUAAGAAACAUUAAGUCUGAACAUUUUCCAGAAGAGUUUAGUUAGAAAGGAAAGGUUUCUCUGAUCAAUCCUUAAUCUUGAUCAUUUAGUGUAUUAUUUUUGCUAAAACGAGUGUUCUGGUCAAUGCGAUGGUAAUGAGAGACUGCGCCAAAAAAACUGAGUAUAUGGACUGAAGGCCUGGAAAUAUUGUGGUACCAGAUGCACACUGCUGUUCAUAAUCCUGCUUCAGAAUACUCACUGAAAGUAUGAAUAAACAGGAAAGGAACAGUUAAACAAGCAAUUUAUGAUUUCAGUCAGAUCAAACUGUCUAGUUAGAAAGGAAUCCAUUUCAGAUGAGCCCUUCAGUGGACCUACCACCUUCUGGAGGGCCAGUCAAAGGCAUCGGCCUUGAUUGACUGAUCUCAAAUUGCGUAAUGUCAGGGAAACCCUCUGAUUAUCUGCUUUGUGUUGAGUUCAUUUCUUAUGAGUAUACAAACUUGAGACAGAAAGCAAAAACAGAGUUUAUGACAUGUUCAAUAUCAAAAUCAAAAUUAAGUCAUGUAUUACAAGCACUACAGUAAAACAUGGAGUUUCCAAAAUACACUGCAAGUUCAGCUGCUAAAUGACUUACGAUGACUGAUGUCCUCUCAACUUUCCAUUUUGACAGCAGGCAGCUUUAGUUAGACUGUGACUCCUUUUGGAGUCUGUUAGAUAGCUUUGGCCUUAUCACAACUACUGACACAACAACAGACGAGGAUAAAUUGUUUCCCUUAUUUCAUGUUGUUUUCACAGACCUGUUGAUUUCCUAGUUGGACUUUUGCACAUCAGUUUUAGGUACGAACUUUUACUGCAGUGAAUGAUAGAGAUACCAAAUUUAUUUUCUGAGGAGCAUAACUUUUGACCAGUAUCUGACCAAUCAAGUCAUUGUUGCUAAAUCAGUGUUUAGAUGUGGUCUUAGAAGUAAAUAAGUAUUUAGAAGUAAGUAUUUUUUGUACCUCCAUAUUUUUGACUAGAACAUAUUUAGCUAUCUUAAUCCUGCUUAGCAUUAGAUGCACUUGUAUAUGUAUUUUAACUGUACACCUUGAGCUAUUUUUCACUUGUUACUGAAGGGUAGACAGCAUUGUUUUUAUUUUUACACUAAUGGUUAUUUGUUACAUUUGACCUUUCCACGACCUUAACUAUCACAGCUAUAUGCAAAGCCUUAACUUAUCCUAAGCCCGAAUUUAGCUUUAAACAAAACAGCCAAGGCACAUUUGGCUCUUUAAAACCAGGCGAAAAAGUGAAACCCAGUAAAAAUGUCUUCCCUUUGGCAUCAUAUCUUUACACUACACAUUAAAAUUAUGAGGUAUUACUUACUGGUGGCUUCACAAAGACACUGCUAUAAAAGCAUGGAUUACCUGGGGAAAAACUGAGGUGAAAUUAAAUAAACUGUUAUAUUUUUGUUUGAUUCUUUGUUUGUUACUUUUGUGAAUGUCAAUAAACAGCCAACAGUCUGGUUAUGUGUUAUUGUUUACCUUUAACUACAAUUUAUCUUGCACCUUACUGAUUGUUAAUGACUGCCUGAGAUGAACUUCGUAAGAUAGGGCAUAGCAGAAAAUGUUUGAGAACCACUUUGUUAUACUAUUACGAUCAUAUACCAUACUGUGGUGUCUCAAAUGUGGCAGCUUUAAGUAAAAGAUUAAAUAACUAAAGCAUGGUCUUUGGUCUGUAUUGUAAAUUGAUUUGUUUUUUAUUUGUCUUAAAAGUUAAAUA
This is a messenger RNA of Pelmatolapia mariae (spotted tilapia), 3726 nucleotides long. RefSeq names its product nectin-4-like. Lineage: Eukaryota; Metazoa; Chordata; Actinopteri; Cichliformes; Cichlidae. The transcript is spliced from 7 exons. The record is from RefSeq and is a predicted model, not a curated record. Bases 12 to 1094 code for a protein of 360 amino acids. Gene Ontology annotation, cellular component: adherens junction. Gene Ontology annotation, biological process: homophilic cell-cell adhesion; heterophilic cell-cell adhesion.